AUGUCAUCCAAGCUUUUGCCAGUAAUCGAGCGGCUCCCCAAUGUCUCGGGCACCCCGGAAUUUGAGGCUGCCCACGCGGCCAUUCUAGAAGAGUUCGCUGCAAAAGUCCCUAAAGAACUGCACAUCUCACCGGCCGUCAUCGCCAGCCCACCGAAGAACGUCGUCGCCCUGCCGAGAGAGUGCGGCAUUCUAUCGUCCGCAGAGAUUGACAUCACCGAAAACUACGAUGCCGUCGCGUUGGCCGAAGCCAUCGCAGCCAAGAAGUUCACGGCCAUGGCCGUUGCCUCGGCCUACUCGAAGAGGGCAAUCGUCGCGCACCAGCUUACCUGCUGCUUGUCAGAAUGGUUCAUGGAUGAGGCUCUGGAGCAGGCCAAGGCCCUAGACGAUUACUUGGAGAGGACGGGCAAGACGGUUGGACCACUCCACGGUGUGCCGAUUGCCGUCAAGGAGAUGAUCCCACUGGCAGGUCACUACACAUCUCUUGGCUUCAUCGUUACGCGUCACAAAGCCGAGAAGGAUUGCCAGAUGAUCUCCAUUCUGCGCAAGGCGGGAGCCGUGUUCCACUGCAAGACGCUCCAGCCCCAGGGUAUCAUGCAUCUAGAGACGGUGUCCCCUCUCGGUCGCACUCUCAACCCGCACAACAUCGACCUGUCAGCCGGCGGGUCGACUGGUGGCGGAGCCGCAUUGGUGACUCUGCGGGGGAGCCCGCUGGCUAUCGGUACAGACAUUGGGGGCAGCAUCAGAACCCCAGCCGCUUUCUGCGGUAUCUACGGCUUCAAGGCUACUUCCUACUAUCUCCCUAUGAGGGACUUCACUGGGGACUACGGUUAUGCCGGUGAACUCAAUGUGCUUGGUUCGACUGGUCCGUUGGCUACAUCGCUCAGGGACAUGGACUUAUUUGUGUCGGUGUUGAAAGACGCCGACCCCCACUUGGAAGACCCCAGACUGAUUCCAAUCCCAUGGACUGGGUUGGGGACAACACAAAAGACGAAACCUUUGAAAGUUGGUUUCAUGAUGAACGACGGAGUUGUGGUGCCGCAGCCUCCGGUUACCCGCGCCUUGAACUGGGCCCGUAAGCAGCUAGCCAAAUCUCCCGCGUUUGAAAUCAAAGACUUCGUCCCCUUCAGAGCCGCCGAUGCUAUGGAUAGCGUCCAGCGCAUCUUUGUUCCGGAUGGUGGCAAGAUGAUCAAGGGAGCAAUGGCUGCCACGGGCGAGCCCGCAAUGCUACUGACCAAGGGGACCCUUGAAGCCGCAGAAGCCAUGAACCAGGACCUUGAUGCCGCCGGCAUUCUCCAGCAACGGGUUUCUCGGGACAAGUUCAGGUGCGAGUUCGCCGAGCACUGGAUGGCACAGGAUGUCGAUGUCCUGAUCAGUCCGGCCUAUGUGGGACCCGCAUGCCCGCAUGAUGGCGCCUUGUUUUGGAAUUAUGAGUCGUUCUGGAACUACGUCGACUAUCCUGGUGUUGUGGUACCUACGCCGGUCAAGGCGUUGAAGAAAGGAGAGGAAGGGUAUGCACCAGCUGACGCAACUCCCCUGAGUGAGGAUUGUAAGCGGGCGAGAAAGUUCUGGGAGGAGGGGGACUAUGAGGGUGCCCCGAUCGACAUUCAGAUCAUUGCCCGCAAAUACUGUGAUAAUGAGUUAUUUGCUGCCUUGAGCGUGCUUCGGGGUCCUCUCGCGAUCUGA
Colletotrichum chrysophilum is the source of this 1683-nucleotide messenger RNA. RefSeq lists its product as uncharacterized. The record is from RefSeq and is a predicted model, not a curated record. Bases 1 to 1683 code for a protein of 560 amino acids. The transcript has a single exon. Lineage: Eukaryota; Fungi; Ascomycota; Sordariomycetes; Glomerellales; Glomerellaceae.